UAUUUUUUGUUUGUAUAAGAGGACUUUAUUUGGUCGUGUACAACUUAGUUGUGCAGAGGCCGGGUGUAAUGCUUAAACCUUUUAAGUAACAAAGAGCUCCUUUUCGAAAAUGCACUACUACUGUAUUAUCGGUGCACUAUUGUCUCUAUUUUUUUUUACGGUGCCUAGAGAUGAGGAUCUCAGAGUCUCAUGCUGGAUUAAUCAAGUUUCUGAGAUCGAUCAUACAAGGCAAAACCAUGAAACUAACGCUCAUAGGUACUUACGGUGCAGAUUCAACUUGAGAAUGAAUCAUCAAGCAGUCCAAAAAUGAAACUUGAAGAUCAUCAAACUUCAACUUGACAAGCAGCACACUCACAAACACAUCAGCCUUAAUUUGUUUUUCCUUUUGAAAUGAUGACAUUCAUCCUUUUUCCCGAGGUACAUAUAAGUUAUACCUAGCUGCAUUCCAAACAUGUUCCUUUGUACAAAAUUCUUUGCUUUACCUUGUUUGUAACUCGUAAGCCCUAUCUGGACUGGCAGCUUUAGGACCUGUUUGCACGUGUUGAGAUACCUUGGUUGAAGAUGGGGCAAAUGCACUUGGAGGAAGGAAUGUGCCUGAGAGCCAUAUGGAUAUAUAUGUGUACACUCUAAUUGGUUUGUUCAGUCAACCACUUAUAGCUUCUGCAAGUACCCAUUUAAGUACUACGUAGGUUUUAGAUUGUUGGUGUCCGGUCUGAAGCCAUGAACACUAGCAUAUCAAACAGUGUGCAUACACCAAUAAUUGUGGAGAUACCUGGUGAAUUAGAUGAGUUGAGCCAAGCAUCUCAAAAGCUGGAGACUGCUUACUCCAACAUCUUUAACAAGAUCCACAGGUUCCCGGCAUCACUGCGAAGCCUGGAUGGCGAUUACAUCGUCCCAAGAAUGGUGUCCAUAGGCGCUUACCACCAUGGCCGCCCGGAGCUGCAGGGCAUGGAGGAGAUCAAGAAGGCGGCGGCACACCACUUCUGCAGGGACUCGGGCCACUCUCCCGAGGCCGUGUACGAGAAGGUCCUCGCCGUCGCCGGCGAUGCUCGAAGCUGCUACACGGACGGCGGAGCCGCAGGCGCGCUCGAGGGCGAUGACUUCGCGUCCAUGAUGUUGAGAGACGGCUGCUUCUUGCUGCAGCUCGUGCUCUGGUUCUUGCAGGACUGCUCCGGCGAUGGCAAGCGUGGCCCUCCGCCGUUCACGUGCCAGGUCAACAGCCUGGCCCUUCUGAGGGACCUCUUCCUGCUGGAGAACCAGAUCCCGUGGGCGGUGCUGGAGGCCCUCAUGGCCUGCCGGGCGGCCGUCUUCCCGGCUGCGCUGUGUGAGUUCGUCGUCUACAUGGGGAAGUUCUUCCAGCUGCACACCGACACCGAUCUGCUAGCCAAGCCCCUGGACCUGGACGGGGGCUACAGGCCGGCGCACCUCCUUGCCCUCCUCCAUUUCCACCAAUCAGGCGGCUCGAGCACAACCGAGGAGCUUCGACUCCGGGGGCUCAGGUCACUGCCGCCGGUGGUCACAAACGCCGUGGACUUCGCGGAGAUGGGCAUCAAGCUGGCUCCCAGCAAGACGGCGGAGUUCAGGGACAUGGCUCUCACCCAGGGCCUCCUCUUCCCGGAGCUGUCCAUGCCGCCUCUGUACCUCGCCGAGCUCACCGCGAGCUGGCUCGUCAACAUGGCGGCCUUCGAGGCGAGCACGGGGGUGCCUCACGGCGCCACCUCCGGCGAGUACACGGUCAGCUCGUACCUCACCCUCCUGUCCGCGCUCAUGGACCGGGAGGAGGACGUGCGCGAGCUGUGCGCCAAGCGGCUCGUCCAGAGCGAGCUCACCGACGGCAGGACGCUCGCCUUCUUCAAGGGCGGCCUCACCAGCUACGCGUACGUGAACGACCGCUACAUGGCCAUACUGAGCCAGAUUGCGGGGUACAGGCGCAGGCGCAGGCUGUGGAUCGCCGUCCACAAGUUCGUCUACACCAACUUCAGGACCAUCGUUACGUUGCUGUCCGUCGUCAGCGUGCUCGUGGGCCUCUUCAAGGCGCUCCUCUCUCUCAGCAAAGCCUAGCUAUAUAUAGCGUGUGCGUCCGUUGCAUUUGUGCAAUUACUCGUCAUUUCAUUCUUGAAUUUGUAUGUGUGCCUUUUUAAGUAUGCGGUGUGCUUUGCAGACGAUGAAUAUGUGCACGACCACUGCACGAUGAGCAUCUAGCCGUCUGCUGCCUGCUGUUGCCAUGCAAUGGAUGGAACCGAUUGCAUUGUCGUGCACACAUCGUCUGCACCAAUGUGGUCUGCACACUAUCGUGCGUAUAGAACUGCUCUUUUUUAAAUGCAUGAACAUUUUCCAGAAAUUUUGUGAUAAAAACAAGUUUUGAAAAUCAUGAACCUUUUUUGAAUUUCAUUUUUUUGAAACCGAUAAUAAUUUGGAAAUUCCGAACAAAUUUUGAAAACACAAACAUUUUUCAAAUACAUGAACCAAAAUUUGAAAAGCAAA
This is a messenger RNA of Aegilops tauschii subsp. strangulata, 2484 nucleotides long. RefSeq names its product UPF0481 protein At3g47200-like. The record is from RefSeq and is a predicted model, not a curated record. Lineage: Eukaryota; Viridiplantae; Streptophyta; Magnoliopsida; Poales; Poaceae.